Messenger RNA from Helobdella robusta, 459 nucleotides. RefSeq lists its product as hypothetical. Gene Ontology annotation, biological process: SRP-dependent cotranslational protein targeting to membrane, signal sequence recognition; SRP-dependent cotranslational protein targeting to membrane. Gene Ontology annotation, cellular component: signal recognition particle, endoplasmic reticulum targeting. Gene Ontology annotation, molecular function: 7S RNA binding. Lineage: Eukaryota; Metazoa; Annelida; Clitellata; Rhynchobdellida; Glossiphoniidae. The annotation marks the transcript as partial. The record is from RefSeq and is a predicted model, not a curated record. The transcript has 5 exons.
GCGACGUCGGCCAAUGCUUUACGACCGUGGAAUCCUAAUUAUAAUCACGCCGAUAGGGAAAGAUGGUUGUGCAUAUAUCCAGUUUAUUUAAAUGGCAAGAAGACUGUUGCAGAGGGGAGAAGAGUACCAAAAACUAAGGCUGUAGACAACCCAACAGCUUCAGAGAUCAGAGAUGUUCUAUCUGCUUUGGGUCUGCCCAUAAUGAUGGAGGAUAAAGUACACCCGCGUGAACGAGAUAGAAAUGCCAAAGGAAGAGUCAGGGUUCAAUUGAAAAAUGAAAACAAUGUUCCUCUAAACCCACAGUUUACAAACAAAUAUGGUGUACUUGAGCAUGUCUGCCAAAUGAUCCCAAAAUUAAAAACGAGAACACAGAAUCCAUCCUCCUUGAUCUCUCAGCCAACUCAGGCUGGUCAAUCUAACAGUGCAACUGGGGGUGGUAAAAAGAAUAAGGGAAAGAGG